GCACUCACUUUACCUACUACAACUCUUUAUUCAAUCGUAAACAUUAUCUUCAUCAAUUAUCAAAUCAUGGAUUCUCCUUUAUUGGGACCCCAUCACCAUGUUUCUACCAAUCGCAAGAUUUUUCUAUGUUUCCUUCUCCUCUUUGUUGCAUACAACAUUAUUGGACUAGCAGUAAGAGGCAACAUAAAUUUUGGAUAUAAUGAUGGAAAAACAGACUAUAAGGGACAAGUUAUUGAAUCGGAAAUCGGAGUUGUUGCGGCCGAUGAUGUUCGGUGUUCGGCUAUUGGUGUUUCAAUGCUUAGGCUUGGGGGGCAUGCUGUUGAUGCUGCAGUGGCCGCUGCGUUAUGCAUUGGCGUUGUUUUACAGGUUUCGAGUGGCAUAGGAGGUGGUUCUUUCAUGGUUGUGAAAUCAUCUUCUAGCUCUAAUGCACAAGCUUAUGACAUGAGAGAAACUGCUCCUAUUGCUGCUUCACAGAAUAUGUAUCAGGGAAAUCCCAAAGCUAAGUACUUAGGUGCCUUGUCAAUGGGAGUUCCUGGUGAGUUAGCUGGCCUUCAUGCAGCAUGGUUGAAACAUGGUAGAUUGCCAUGGAAGGCAUUAUUCCAACCGGCUAUAGAACUUGCGAAAAAUGGUUUCGUAGUGUCUCCUGCUCUCGGCGAUUACAUAGCUACAUCUAAAAAUAAGAUAAUGAGUGAUCCCGGGUUAAGAAAUAUAUACGCGCCUAAUGGAAUUUUGAUCAAAGAAGGCGAGAUAUGUAGAAAUGAGGAACUUGGACUAACUUUGGAGAUAGUGGCAGAGGAAGGGAUACAAGCUUUCUAUAAUGGAACCAUUGGUGAGAAGUUAGUAAAAGAUGUUAGAGAACUUGGUGGUAUUUUAACAAUGGAGGAUUUGCGAAAUUACAAGGUGGAAACUACCGAUGCAAUGGUUGUGAACGCGAUGGGAUACACCUUACAUGGAAUGCCACCUCCUUCGAGUGGAACACUUGGUCUUUCUUUGGUCCUAAACAUCUUGGAUAGUUAUGGAAGUCUUGAUGCUGCAAAGGGAAAUUUGGGUAUACAUAGAGUACUAGAAGCUUUGAAACAUAUGUUUGCUAUCCGAAUGAAUUUGGGUGACCCGAACUUUGAAAACGUUAGUGAAACUGUAUCCGAAAUGCUUUCGCCGUCUUUUGCACAAACAAUUCAGCGCCGGAUACUUGAUAACACUACUUUCCCUCCAGAGUACUAUAUGGAAAGGUGGAGCCAACUUAGAGAUCACGGAACAAGCCAUUUGUGUGUUGUAGAUGCUGAUAGAAACGCGGUAUCACUGACAACGACUGUAAACAAAUAUUUUGGAGCUGGGAUUCGUUCAACGUCAACUGGUAUUGUGAUCAAUGAUGAAAUGGACGAUUUCUCUAUACCGACUGAUACAUCCCCCGGUGAACUACCUCCGUCUCCAACAAAUUUUAUCGAACCAAACAAAAGGCCACUGUCUUCCAUGACUCCUAUUAUCAUCACAAAGGAUGAUCAAUUGGUCGGGGUAAUUGGAGGAAGCGGCGGAAUGCGAAUUAUUCCAGGGGUGACUCAAGUCUUUCUCAAUCAUUUCAUCUUAGGAAUGAAGCCUUUAGACGCAGUUCUGAGACCAAGGGUCUAUACCAAGCUAUUACCGGAUACAGUUUUGUUCGAGAACUUGACUGCUUAUGAUGGUGAUCAUAUUGAGCUUUCCGAAGAAAGUAGGCUUUUCCUAAAAAAGAGAGGCCAUGAACUGGAAGCAUGUGAAGUUGAAGCUGUUACUCAGCUUAUUGUUCAUACUCCCAAAACACCUAUUAGCAUUCAUAGGAAACUUGGUCAGAACGCCAAUUCACAUGCAAAGUAUGGCACUCUAACAGCAGUAAGUGAUCCGAGAAAGGGUGGUCGUCCGGCUGCUGUUUAAAUAAAAUCGAUCAAUUCAUAUCGAAAUUUGUAAAAUUCAAAAUGUCAAUAUAGAUAACUCAUUGGUUUUACCAGAACAUUGGUCCAGCCAUUGUUACAAUGCAUAUAUGAUAUACAUGUACAGUGCUUUGCUUGGCUGCAUAGACUUUCACUUCUAUUUUGUUUUUGCUUUAGAAAUCAACACUCACAGGUUAUUGGUUUUUUAUUGGAUGAUUUGAAGUUGUACUUAAGGAAAUACUCAAAACAACUAUUAAUUGAUAAGAAGGUUUCAAUAUCUAUUAAUUCUAGAUCUAGGGUUCUACAAAAACAAACACAAAAUUAAGAGAAUGAUAGAAGAUCGAGUAUUGUUCGCCGUCAAUUGACAAUGAAGGGAAGAUUGAGUUCAUCAACUUUGAACGGAAGACAAAUGCAUCUUUAAGGACUAUGUGGAAUAGUUUUUCUGUUUAGAAACAAAAGUUUCGAACAAGGUGAAUGCAACGAUUUCGAGAUCGGUUGAAGAUAUUAUGAAGAUGUUGCAACGUCCAUCUGAAUAUUGA
Vicia villosa (hairy vetch) is the source of this 2440-nucleotide messenger RNA. Its product is annotated as glutathione hydrolase 3-like. Gene Ontology annotation, molecular function: glutathione gamma-glutamate hydrolase. The record is from RefSeq and is a predicted model, not a curated record. Bases 67 to 1905 code for a protein of 612 amino acids. The transcript has 7 exons. Lineage: Eukaryota; Viridiplantae; Streptophyta; Magnoliopsida; Fabales; Fabaceae. Gene Ontology annotation, cellular component: plasma membrane. Gene Ontology annotation, biological process: glutathione catabolic process.